Molecule: messenger RNA, 657 nt
Organism: Macrosiphum euphorbiae (potato aphid)
Lineage: Eukaryota; Metazoa; Arthropoda; Insecta; Hemiptera; Aphididae
Source: the annotation of a GenBank genome assembly
AUGUUCAAAAAUCAGCUAAAAAUGCAGUGUACAGCCCUUGUAAUAAUCAUGCACUUAAAUUAUCCAUUUCAAAUUCAUCAACGGUACAAGCCCUUUAGAAAUAGUGUAGGUAUCAUGCAACAAGUAAUAACAUUUUUUAAUAGUUCAACAAAACGUAAUUUUAUUUUGAAAAAGUAUUUAAAGAAUAAUGUUUUAAGUUUAUGUGAAACACGCUGGGUAGAGCGGCAUGAUAGUGUUUUACAAUUUAAAAAGUCACUACCCAAAAUUAUUGAUGCUUUAACAGAGAGAACUAACUGGGAAGAUUUAUCAUCAUCUUCCAAAGCAAAAACACUUUUAUGCUCGAUAAGUAACUGUGAGUUUGUUAUUUCAAUAUAUUCUUUAUCUUCUGUACUCUCAGUUACAUUCCAUGCUAGUAAAUUAUUACAAGGAAUAAACCAUGAUAUAUUAUCAGCUAGUAAUGUUAUAGAUGAUAUAGUGUCUGUACUUAAAAACAAUCGCCUAAACUGUAAUACAACGUUUCAAAUCAUUUAUAAUGAAUGCAAAAUGUUGAUGGAUGAAUUGGACAUUCAUUUGAAAAUACCUAGGGUGUCAGCUCAUCAAAAAAAUAGAUCAAAUCCGAAUAAAAUAAAUAAUUGUGAAGACUAUUUCAGAAAAUAA